Molecule: messenger RNA, 1233 nt
Organism: Aureobasidium namibiae CBS 147.97
Lineage: Eukaryota; Fungi; Ascomycota; Dothideomycetes; Dothideales; Saccotheciaceae
Product: FAD binding domain protein
Exons: 3
Coding region: 1-1233 (410 amino acids)
Molecular function (GO): FAD binding; monooxygenase activity
Source: RefSeq, a predicted model, not a curated record
AUGAGCAAGCCAUUGAGUGUGACAAUCAUCGGUGCUGGCCUUGCCGGCCUUCUUUCGGCUCGAGUCCUACGCGAGGACCACAACGUCACAGUUUUGGAACGGUGGUCCGGUGGUAAUGAGCAUGGAGCCGCCAUCAACAUGGGUCCAAAUGGCUCGAAAAUCGCAAAGGCCCUCGGCUUCAAGCCCGAGAACGCUGGGUCUUUGUCAGCGUCUGAAGGUAUCCAUUACAACGAGAAGGGCGAUAUGACAUUCGCCUCCAAGUUCGGCGAUCUUGCUUCCAAGUUUGGUGGAGAGUGGUAUUUCCAGCACAGAGCAGACCUCUGGGACGAGUUUCGUCGCUUAGCCACCGCUCCGUCAGAGGAUUUAGGAAUAGGUGGAAAACCUGCCACCAUAGUUUGGGGCUGCGACGUCGUUGAUGUGGAUGUCGAAAGUGGGCUCGUCACGCUCACAGAUGGUCGCAAGUUUGAGUCUGAUCUUGUUGUUGCAGAUGGAAUAAAGUCGCUUGUGCGUGUCAAAGUCGUUGGUGACGAAGCUUUCCGCACCGCAAGGCCAUCUGGAUCAUCAGCGUUCAGAUUCACUUUGCCACGCGACGUCGUAGAGAACAUGGACCCGGAAUUCAGAGCUAUCGACAGGACGAAGCCGGCAAUUCUGCAGAUCUAUGAAGGAGUUGGAAGGCAAGCUGUUAUCUAUCCAUGUCGCAAUUUUGAUCUGGUCAAUGUAGGUUGCAUCGCUUCCGACGAGCUCAUUGGCCAUGAGACGACUGAGUCCUGGUCCGCGACCGGAACUCUGGAAGAUCUGCUGAGGGUUUAUGAGGGGUUUGAUCCAAAGCUUCUAAGCAUUUUCAAACAGGCCAAGGACAUCCGCCUUUGGCAGCUUCGCGAUCAAGAUCCUCUCCCGACUUACAUCAAAGGCAGGACGGUCAUAAUAGGUGAUGCUGCUCAUGCCAUGACACCACACCAGGGACAAGGCGGCAACCAGGCCAUAGAAGAUGCCGAGGGAUUUUUCCUCUUCAAAGGACAGCGCAUCAAUCGCGCAUCAGUUCCGAGCAUCUUGCAAGACUUUGACAGAGUCCGCAGGAAGCGGGCAUCGACUAUUCAGAUGCACACGCGUGAUCAGCACGGCCGCAAGGACCCCAGCAAGAUGUGGAAGUACACCCAGUACAACUUCACCUAUCCUGGUAUUUGCGAGUGUUUGGAAAGACUCAAUGCAGGCGCAGAGAUGAUUGCGAUUUGA